Molecule: messenger RNA, 435 nt
Organism: Lecanosticta acicola
Lineage: Eukaryota; Fungi; Ascomycota; Dothideomycetes; Mycosphaerellales; Mycosphaerellaceae
Source: the annotation of a GenBank genome assembly
AUGCACCACAGCUUCGAUGACUCGCCAGAUGAUUAUGAUAUGGAUAUGGAUCAGCGAACACGCAUGCUAGGUCGGGGCGGCCGCAUCAUACUUCUCGGUGAUGGUACUGAGCUUCGAACAGGCCACGGUCACGACAACGAUGGCGACAUCGAUAUGGAUGAGCGCGGCGAGGCUGAAGAAGACUCUUCAGACCACGAUGAAGAACAGGUGCGAAAAGACCAGUCUCAGAAGUCGAACGGAGAGGAAGACAAAGGUCGGAGUCAGCGGGAACAGACACCGGGCCCCAUCAAUGAGAUUUCGCAGAAGGUCGAAGAGUCGAAGCAAAGGCUGACGGGAGCUUCUGACUCGACGGGUCCCGAGGAUCCCAAGACCGUCCCCGCUGUCGACGCUGCAGAGCCGAACGAGAAGGUCGAUUCUUUGACGGAGACCAAGUAA